Chinchilla lanigera (long-tailed chinchilla) is the source of this 6708-nucleotide messenger RNA. RefSeq names its product AT rich interactive domain 2 (ARID, RFX-like) (gene Arid2). Gene Ontology annotation, biological process: regulation of DNA-templated transcription. The record is from RefSeq and is a predicted model, not a curated record. Gene Ontology annotation, cellular component: SWI/SNF superfamily-type complex. Lineage: Eukaryota; Metazoa; Chordata; Mammalia; Rodentia; Chinchillidae. Gene Ontology annotation, molecular function: DNA binding.
GUUUCGGAGAAGAACCAGUGGGGAGAGAUUGUCGAGGAGUUCAACUUUCCCAGAAGUUGCUCUAACGCUGCCUUUGCUUUAAAACAGUAUUACUUGCGUUACCUAGAAAAGUACGAGAAAGUUCAUCAUUUUGGGGAGGAUGAUGAUGAAGUACCACCUGGCAACCCAAAGCCACAGCUUCCUAUUGGUGCAAUUCCAUCUUCCUACAAUUACCAGCAACACAGCGUGUCAGAUUAUCUGCGGCAAAGUUAUGGGCUAUCUAUGGACUUCAAUUCGCCAAAUGAUUAUAAUAAAUUGGUGCUCUCACUGCUAUCUGGACUCCCGAAUGAAGUGGACUUCGCUAUUAAUGUGUGCACUCUGCUGUCAAACGAAAGCAAGCACGUCAUGCAACUUGAGAAAGACCCGAAAAUCAUCACUUUAUUACUUGCAAAUGCCGGGGUGUUCGAUGACACAUUAGGAUCCUUUUCUACUGUAUUUGGGGAAGAAUGGAAGGAGAAGACUGAUAGAGAUUUUGUGAAGUUUUGGAAAGACAUUGUUGAUGAUAACGAAGUCCGUGACCUCAUUUCCGACAGGAACAAGUCUCAUGAAGGUACAUCAGGAGAAUGGAUUUGGGAAUCCUUAUUUCAUCCACCUCGAAAGCUGGGCAUUAAUGAUAUUGAAGGACAGCGGGUACUUCAGAUCGCAGUGAUUUUGCGAAAUCUUUCCUUUGAGGAGGGCAAUGUGAAGCUCUUGGCAGCUAAUCGUACCUGUCUUCGUUUCCUGUUACUUUCAGCACAUAGUCAUUUUAUUUCUUUAAGGCAGUUAGGCCUUGAUACAUUAGGAAAUAUUGCAGCUGAGCUCUUAUUGGACCCUGUUGAUUUCAAAACCACUCAUCUGAUGUUUCAUACUGUUACAAAAUGCCUGAUGUCAAGGGAUAGAUUUUUAAAAAUGAGGGGCAUGGAAAUUUUGGGAAAUCUUUGCAAAGCAGAAGAUAAUGGUGUUUUAAUUUGUGAAUAUGUGGAUCAAGAUUCAUACAGAGAGAUCAUUUGUCAUCUCACCUUACCUGACGUGCUGCUCGUGAUUUCAACACUCGAGGUGCUAUACAUGCUCACUGAGAUGGGAGACGUGGCUUGCACAAAGAUCGCGAAAGUAGAGAAGAGUAUAGACAUGCUAGUCUGUCUGGUUUCUAUGGAUAUUCAGAUGUUUGGCGCUGAUGCACUAGCUGCAGUAAAACUUGUCGAACAUCCAAGUUCAGCUCAUCAGGUUUCAUCUGAAAUCAGGCCACAAGCUAUAGAGCAAGUCCAGACCCAGACCCAUGUAGCAUCUGCCCCAGCUUCCAGAACAGUUGUAGCUCAGCACGUUGCUCCACCUCCAGGAAUAGUGGAAAUAGAUAGUGAGAAGUUUGCUUGUCAGUGGCUAAAUGCUCAUUUUGAAGUAAAUCCAGAUUGCUCUGUCUCUCGAGCAGAGAUGUAUUCUGAGUACCUCUCAACUUGUAGUAAAUUAGCUCGCGGUGGGAUCCUCACGUCUACUGGAUUUUAUAAAUGCCUUCGAACAGUCUUUCCAAAUCAUACAGUGAAGAGAGUGGAGGAUGCCAGCAGCAGCGGGCAGGCGCACAUUCACGUGGUCGGGGUGAAGCGGAGGGCCAUACCACUCCCCAUUCAGAUGUACUAUCAGCAGCAGCCGGUCUCUGCUCCUGCUGUGCGUGUCGAUUCUGUACCUGAUGUGUCUCCGGCUCCUUCGCCGGCAGGAAUUCCUCUUGGAUCACAGACUGUAGGAAAUCAUUUUCAGAGGACUCCUGUUACCAACCAAUCUUCAAAUUUGACUGCAACACAAAUGUCUUUUCCAGUACAAGGUAUCCAUACUGUGGCACAGACUGUUUCAAGAAUUCCUCCAAAUCCUUCAGUUCAUACCCACCAGCAGCAAAAUGCUCCAGUGACCGUCAUUCAAAAUAAAGCUCCAGUUCCUUGUGAAGUUGUAAAAACUACAGUAAUACAGAAUUCUAUAGCCCAGACAGCUGUUCCCGUUAGUAUUGCUGUUGGAGGAGGACCUGCUCAGAGUUCUGUGGUUCAGAACCAUAGUACAGGCCCACAGCCCGUCACAGUUGUGAAUUCUCAGACACUGCUUCACCAUCCAUCUGUAAUUCCACAGCCGUCUCCAUUACACACGGUGGUACCGGGACAGAUUCCUUCAGGCACUCCUGUCACGGUCAUUCAGCAGGCUGUCCCACAGAGUCAUGUAUUUGGCAGAGUACAGAACAUACCAGCUUGUACUUCUACAGUUUCACAGGGUCAACAACUAAUCCCCACCUCGCCCCAGCCUGUGCAAGCUUCAUCUCAGCAGACGUCAGCGGGUAGCCAGCCACAAGACACUGUGAUCAUAGCUCCCCCACAGUAUGUAACGACCUCUGCGUCCAAUAUUGUCUCAGCAACUUCAGUGCAGAAUUUUCAGGUAGCUGCAGGACAGAUGGUUACCAUUGCUGGUGUCCCGAGCCCACAGCCCUCCCGAGUAGGGUUUCAGAACAUUGCCCCGAAGCCUCUCCCUGCUCAGCAAGUCUCAUCAGCAGUGGUACAGCAGCCUAUCCAACAGCCGCAGCAGCCAGCCCAACAGAGUGUCGUGAUUGUAAGCCAGCCGGCUCAACAAGGUCAGCCCUACGCACCAGCCAUUCACCAGAUUGUUCUUGCUAACCCAGCAGCUCUUCCAGCUGGCCAGACAGUUCAGCUAACUGGACAACCAAACAUAACUCCGUCGUCUUCACCAUCGCCUGCCCCAGCUACCAGUAACCAAGUCCCUACCGCCAUGCCGUCUUCUUCCACCCCUCAGCCCCAGGGACCACCUCCUACUGUCAGUCAGAUGCUGUCUGUGAAAAGGCAGCAGCAGCAGCAGCAUUCACCAGCACCCCCGCCACACCAGGUACAGGUACAGGUUCAGCAGUCCCAGCAAGUACAGAUGCAGGCUCAGCCUCCGCCAGCAGGUGCAGGAGUUGGUCCGCCUGCUUCUGGUGAGUCAAGCCUCAUAAAACAGUUGCUGCUUCCAAAGCGUGGUCCUUCAACCCCAGGUGGUAAGCUUAUUCUCCCCGCUCCACAGAUUCCUCCCCCUAACAAUGCAAGGGCUCCUAGCCCUCAGGUGGUCUAUCAGGUGGCCAAUAACCAAACAGCUGGUUUUGGUGUGCAAGCGCAGACUCCACCUCAGCAGCUCUUGGUUGGGCAGCAAAAUGUUCAGUUGGUCCAAAGUGCAAUGCCACCCACGGGGGGAGUGCAAACUGUGCCCAUCUCGAACUUACAAAUAUUACCAGGCCCACUGAUCUCAAACAGCCCAGCAACCAUUUUCCAGGGGACGUCUGGGAACCAGGUAACCAUAACAGUUGUGCCAAAUACAAGUUUUGCAACUGCAACUGUGAGUCAGGGAAGCGCAGCUCAGCUCAUCGCUCCAGCAGGGAUCGCUAUGAGCGGGACGCAGGCAGGAGUGGGACUGCAGGUGCAAACCCUUCCAGCCUCUCAGACUUCUCCAGCUGGACAAUCAUCAUGCACUGCUACUCCCCCGUUCAAAGGUGAUAAAAUAAUUUGCCAAAAGGAGGAGGAAGCAAAGGAAGCAACAGGUUUACAUGUUCACGAACGUAAAAUCGAAGUGAUGGAGAACCCUUCCUGUCGACGUGGACCUACGAACACCAGCAAUGGGGAUACCAAGGAAAGUGAAUUGCAGAUGGGCAGUCUCUUGAAUGGGAGAAAGUACAGUGACUCAAGUCUACCUCCGACAAACUCAGGGAAAAGUGAGGCUAAUCAGUGCUCACUAAUCAGUAAUGGGCCAUCGCUAGAAUUAGGUGAGAAUGGAUCUUCUGGAAAACAGAACUCAGAACAAAUGGACAUGCAGGACGUCAAAAGUGAUUUGAAAAAACCCUUAGUGAAUGGAAUCUGUGAUUUUGAUAAAGGAGAUGGUUCUCAUUUAAGCAAAAACAUUCCAAAUCACAAAACUUCCAAUCAUGUAGGAAAUGGUGAGAUAUCCCCGGUGGAGCCACAAGGGACUUUGGGUGCCACUCAGCAAGGCACUGCCAAAGGUGACCAACUAGAGAGGGUCUCUAACGGACCUGUGCUAGCUUUGGGGGGCUCGCCGUCCGUGUGCAGUGUGCAGGAGGCUUCAAACACGACAGUGCAGCAGUUUAGUGGUACUGAUUUGCCUAACGGACCUCUAGCUUCAAGUUUGAAUUCAGAUGUGCCUCAGCAACGCCCAAGUGUAGUUGUCUCACCGCAUUCUACAACCUCUGUUAUACAGGGGCAUCAAAUCAUAGCAGUUUCCCACUCAGGAUCAAGAGUUUCCCAUUCUCCUGCCCUAUCCUCUGAUGUUCGGUCUGCAAAUGGCACAGCAGAAUGCAAAACUGUAAAGAGGCCAGCAGAGGAUACUGAUAGGGAAGCAGUCACAGGAAUUCCAAAUAAAGUAGGAGUCCGAAUUGUUACAAUCAGUGACCCCAACAAUGCCGGCUGCAGUGCAACGAUGGUCGCGGUGCCGGCGGGAGCCGACCCGAGCACGGUAGCUAAAGUAGCAAUAGAGAGUGCCGUUCAGCGCAAGCAGCAGCACGCGCCCGCCUACGUGCCGAGCGUGGUCCCGCAGAACACCCCUCUGCCUCCGCCAGCCGUGCAGGCGCAGGGCCCGCCCAGCAGUCCGCAGCCCGCCCCGCCCAGCGCGCCCAGCCCGCCUGCGGACGCCGUGAGGAAGCCUGGCCAGAACUUCAUGUGUCUGUGGCAGUCUUGUAAAAAGUGGUUUCAGACCCCCUCACAGGUUUUCUACCAUGCAGCUACUGAACAUGGAGGGAAGGAUGUGUAUCCAGGGCAGUGUCUUUGGGAAGGUUGUGAGCCUUUUCAGCGGCAGAGGUUUUCUUUCAUUACACACUUACAGGAUAAGCACUGUUCAAAGGAUGCCCUGCUUGCAGGAUUAAAACAAGACGAACCAGGACAAGCAGGAAAUCAGAAAUCUUCUACUAGGCAGCCAGCUGCGGCGGGCACCAGCUCCACUCCUCGAGCGCAGAAGGCCAUUGUGAACCACCCCAGCGCCGCGCUCAUGGCUCUCAGGAGAGGCUCGAGGAACCUUGUCUUUCGAGAUUUCACAGAUGAAAAAGAGGGACCAAUAACUAAACACAUCCGACUAACAGCUGCCUUAAUAUUAAAAAACAUUGGUAAAUACUCAGAAUGUGGUCGCAGGUUGUUGAAGAGACACGAGAACAACUUGUCAGUGCUCGCCAUUAGCAGCAUGGAAGCUUCGUCCACCCUCGCCAAAUGCCUUUACGAACUGAACUUCACGGUUCAGAGCAGAGAGCAGGACGCGGAACCGCUGCAGUGAGCGCGGCCGCCCCGCGGGGCCGGACGUCGGACACACCUCACGCGCUGUCACCGCGGACGCAGGCCGCGAGGAGUUCCUUGUCUCCCCGGGGAUGCUGAGAGGAAGCUUCGCAUUCUGAUCUCUGGACGAAUCCCUUUGCUCUGUUUUAAAAAAUCUUACAAAGAAAAAAAACUGCUGUGGGAUUGUCAACCAGCGUAUCUGCAGGAUGUCUCGGAUCGGACAAAUCCUGAUGGAAACUGGUGUGAUCAGAAUUCAGUACCAUCCACAUUGGAAUAGACAUGGAUAUUGUAAAACCUACAUGAGCAGAUGAAAUAGAAGCAUUAAAUAUUUUUAUCUAUAUCCAAAAGGAGCACAUUUUUAUAUUUACAAAACCGUUUAAGCUGGUUUGAAUAAUUAAAAGAAGUUUCAGCACACCUAUACCCCCGUCUCAGAGGGGCCACCAAUCUCUAGCUAUGGAUUGUGUGUUUUGUUUAGAAAUCAGUAGCUUGGUUUUCUUACUUGAGCCAAUAUAUUUUCACUUAUUUAUUAUCAUAAAAAUUUACCAGUCUGAAUAGAUCUUGUAAAUACUUGUGAAUAGAAGGAACACUUUCAUGCCACUGCAGCCACUGGAAACACACUGUGUGGUGUCCUAGAAGCAUUACUGGUAGCUCUACAGUUUUCUAGACUUGCGUCAAUUGUAAGUAAUUGUGACAUAUCCCGCGCAGUGGAGGGGUGUUCUUGACCUGUGUGUAAAUACUUCUGCAAAGGUACCGACGCUGUAAAGUCAGAACAGUUUUGUGGAACUGUGAUUUUUUUUUUUUUUUUCAUUUUUCUCCUUUUUUCUUGUAUUAUACACCUUGUAGAACUCAUUUGCUGGCUGAAAGAGUAUGGAAUAAUAUAUCUCAUGUCAUUUUUGUAGAAGAAAAACUAUUUGAAGGUAUUUUUUGGUUUUCCCUAACAUGUAUCCACUGUAAACGUUUGUCAUGUGCAAGCUCAGAGCUUGGACAGAAUUUUUUGUAUUUGUAAAUUGGUUUAAAUACAUGGAGUUUUAUACAGGUUUUCUCCUGUGUUAUAUAUGCAUUAUGUGCAGGUAUGAUAUUUUCUUCACUACUUUUUCUAUCUUAAUAUAGUGUGGGAUUUUACUGUAUUAUUCUUCCAUUCUUAAUACUGUACCACAUUCCUGCUCAGAAACUGCUCACUUCCUCAGACUGUCUUUCCCGAAGUGAAAUGUACCCAUUUAUAACUGCCUAUUGCCUGUUCUCUUAGCAUCCAAAAACGUGGAGGCCUCCCAAGCACCAUCUCUGCUGUGUCCUUAGGGUGUGCAGUAAGAAAUAUAGAGCUAACAGUUUAUGUUAUAGAAUGGCUUUAUUUACUUUGGUGACUGUUUAUAGUUUUUAAAUAAAAGACUGAACAUUUUCUUGA